Messenger RNA from Colletotrichum godetiae, 2149 nucleotides. Its product is annotated as major facilitator superfamily domain-containing protein. Gene Ontology annotation, cellular component: plasma membrane. The coding region runs from base 418 to 1890 and encodes 490 amino acids. The transcript has 3 exons. Gene Ontology annotation, biological process: spermidine transport; spermine transport; transmembrane transport. The record is from RefSeq and is a predicted model, not a curated record. Gene Ontology annotation, molecular function: spermine transmembrane transporter activity; spermidine transmembrane transporter activity. NCBI's taxonomy places the organism in Eukaryota, Fungi, Ascomycota, Sordariomycetes, Glomerellales, Glomerellaceae.
GACGUGACGGGCCGACCCCUACUUCGCAGACCUUGCGACUUCGCGGGGGCUGGGCUCCUCCUUUUGCUUACUUCUUGUGUCAAAUCCUGGUGUCCUACCUUCCAAGGGCGAUUCUUGUUGACUCUCUCUCAUUGGUGUAGUUGGUUUGGGGGAGGUUAUCGUCAGAGUCAGGGGCCUUUUUUCUUCCUCGCGUCGACGUGAAAAUUCUGCUAAAUUCUCUUCUGAGCUACCACUGAACCAAGCGAAGUCUUUGCAGCCAUUGAAAGCGCCUUUGACAAGCAUAUCUUCUUCCCCUCUUUUAUCGGUCUAUAGCACCUCUUCAAAGAACUUGAGUCCGAGGCCCCGGAUCGCCAACUCCUUGUUAAGUAUUCAGUCUGGCCCGGAUAAGAAUCGCCCAUUUGCCUGCUCCCUGGCAGCAUGGCAAACCCGCAACAGGAAGCUGACCCGCCCGACUGGAGGGGACAAGAUGAUCCGGACUGCCCUUACAACUGGCCAUUGUGGAAGCGCAUCUACAGCACCAGUAUUCCGGCUUUUCUUUGCGUCAAUGUGUCUUUCGCCUCUUCCGUCUACACCUCUGGCGCCAACGACGUGUCAGAAAAGUUUGGCGUUUCACACACGGCAUCCCUCCUCGGCCUUUCCCUCUUUCUCUGGGCUCUCGGCCUCGGUGCCAUCAUAGCCGCACCCGUUAGCGAAUACUAUGGCCGCAGGAUCGUCUACCUCAGCACCGUCCCGGUCUUUGGACUCUUCAUCCUGGGCUCGGGACUAGCGCAGAAUUUUACGACACUGAUUGUCUGUCGUUUUUUCGCCGGCUUCUUUGGGAGUGCCGUCGUUUCCGUCGGUGGCGGAACCAACGCUGACCUAUGGCCACCUGCACUGGCGGGAUUCGUCUACCCUUUCUAUUUCGUGUCUCCAUUUCUCGGGCCAGCUUUUGGGCCUGUUAUUGGCGGCUUUUUGGCUGAGGAGAAAGACUUCAGAUGGCUUGAAUGGGUUGUCCUCUUCAUGGUAGCCUUCAACUACCUUUAUGCCCUUCCACAAUUCGAGACAUACAAGAAGACCAUCCUCCAGAGACGUAUGCGUGCCGAGAAGCAGUCAGAUGCGCCUCAAGCCCAUAUGCCCAAGGUUGCCCUCCCCUCGAGCGCAAUCAUCCAACGUAUCGUUCUCAAGCCUUUCAAAAUGCUCUUUGUCGAGUCAAUUGUGCUCUUCAUGACCAUUUACAUGGCCUUCAACUUCGCCGUCUUUUACAGCUUUUUCGCAGCCUUCCCUUACGUCUUUGGGGGCCAUUAUGGCUUCACCCCGGGCCAGCAGGGUCUCACUUUCAUCUCCAUCGCGCUGGGCUGCGUUAUUGGCUUCCUGGCUGUAGUCUACAUUGAUCGCAAGACUUACCCAGCGCUAGAGGCAAAGUAUGGCGUCGGCGCGGUGCCCCCAGAGUAUCGUCUUUACGGCGCUAUGGUCGGUUGCGCACUCAAUCCGGCCAGCCUGUUCUGGUUCGGAUGGACAGCCGACAAGGGUGUCUAUUGGCUCAGCCCAGUUAUUGCCUCUGUACCAUUCGCCGUGGGCAACAUCAUGGUUUAUAGUAGCGGCGCGCUGUACAUCAUGAACUCUUAUGGUUCUUUGCACGGCGCGAGUGCUCUGAGCGCCAAUAGCCUCCUGAGAUAUGCGGGCGGGGGGGCGUUUCCGCUAUUUACGGUUCAAAUGUUCUCCUCCAUGGGGAUUGGAUGGGCGAGUAGUCUGCUUGGGUUUGUCUCGGUCGUGCUGGUGCCAGUUCCAUGGGUAUUGUAUAAGUACGGGAGAAGAAUCCGGGCACAUAGUCAGUAUAUCACGAUCAAGGAGCCGGUAUCCGGCAACCAGACAUCUUUGGAGAUGACGGCUGAGGACACGGAGAGCCAGUAGCCCGGUUACGAACGGAUGGAAAGAAUCAUCAGAGACGCAUAAAGUAGACAUACAAAAAAGUGACCGGAAUGUCCAGGCAGUUUCUAGCUGCCACGAUGCAUGCUUGAGAAUUAGAGGGGCCACUUCAGUCAGCAAAGGCCACAUGCUUGGCUUCCAAGGAGCUACGGAGCCACUUGAAUAAGAUAGGACAAGGCACAUGUCCGUCGAUGCAUCCAUGCGAGCAAACACAUUUAAUUCGCGCCCCCACGCUCAAGGCGAU